Molecule: messenger RNA, 2495 nt
Organism: Harmonia axyridis
Lineage: Eukaryota; Metazoa; Arthropoda; Insecta; Coleoptera; Coccinellidae
Product: zinc finger Y-chromosomal protein-like
Exons: 3
Coding region: 245-1804 (519 amino acids)
Biological process (GO): regulation of transcription by RNA polymerase II
Cellular component (GO): nucleus
Molecular function (GO): RNA polymerase II cis-regulatory region sequence-specific DNA binding; DNA-binding transcription factor activity, RNA polymerase II-specific
Source: RefSeq, a predicted model, not a curated record
AUUAACAAUUAACAUUAACACAUAUUACCUCAGAAUAUAGAUAGAUUAUUAUUAAUUUAUUAUUAUUAUUAUUAUUAUUAAUGUUCUAAGCAUAUUACUGAGUCUAUGGUAUUAAUACCUCUCUAUUCUGUGCCUUAACCUCAAUUUAUGAAUGAAUAACGAAGUGUUGUCUACUAAUCUAAAGGUAGAGAUAAAAUUAUGACUAAUUGAGGUCUAUGAAAUUUAGUAAAUUUUUAUGUAAGAAAUGGAAACAGACUCAAAAAUAUUCAAAGAUUUACAUGGAAAAGUUGAGAAUAAUCAGGAAACAGAAAAGAUUGCAGAGGGAGAAGAUGAGAUUAAGGAUUACGAGGAGGAAAAAUCAUCAUUUGACUUUGAUGUUCAAUUUACAACUGAUGGAGAGAAUAUCGAAGAUAUAAAGACAGAAAGCAUAGAUAUCGUUGAUCAGUAUAUUGAUGAAAAUACUGUCCAUUUGAAUAACAGAGAUCUUAAAUGCCACUUAUGUGAAUAUGCAUCCAAAAAGGAAUCUAUACUCGAAAAGCAUAUAGAUUCUGUCCCUUUGAAAAAAAAAGAUUUUCAAUGUCCAUUAUGUGAGUUUACUUCAGCUAGAAAUGAAAACCUUGAAGUUCAUAUAAAUUCUCUCCAUUUGAAUAAAAAAGAACAUGAAUGUCACUUAUGUGAAUAUGCAGCCAACGAUAAAUAUCAACUCAAAAAGCAUAUAGAUUCUGUCCAUUUGAAAAAAAAAGAAUUUCAAUGUCCAUUAUGUGAGUUUACUUCAGCUAGAAAUGAAAACCUUAAAGUUCAUAUAAAUUCUGUCCAUUUGAAUAACAAAGAUCAUAAAUGCCACUUAUGUGAAUAUGCAGCCAACACUAAAUAUAUACUCAAAAGGCAUAUAGAUUCUGUCCAUUUGAAUAAAAAAGAUCAUAAAUGUCACUUAUGUGAAUAUGCAGCCAACACUAAAUAUAGACUCAAAAAGCAUAUAGAUUCUGUCCAUUUGAAAAAAAAAGAAUUUCAAUGUACAUUAUUUACGUUUACUUCAGCUAGAAAUGAAAACCUUAAAUUUCAUAUAAAUUCUGCCCAUUUGAAAAAAAAAAAUCAUAAAUGCCACUUAUGUGAAUAUGCAGCCAACACUAAAUAUGGACUCAAAGAGCAUAUAGAUUGUGUCCAUUUGAAUAAAAAAGAUCAUAAAUGCCACUUAUGUGGAUAUGCAGCCUACACUAAAUAUCAUCUCAAGAAGCAUAUAGAUUCUCUCCAUUUGAAUAAAAAAGAACAUGAAUGUCACUUAUGUGAAUAUGCAGCCAACGAUAAAUAUCAACUCAAAAAGCAUAUAGAUUCUGUCCAUUUGAAAAAAAAAGAAUUUCAAUGUCCAUUAUGUGAGUUUACUUCAGCUAGAAAUGAAAACCUUAAAGUUCAUAUAGAUUCUGUCCAUUUGAAAAACAAAGAUCAUAAAUGCCACUUAUGUGAAUAUGCAGCCAACACUAAAUAUAUACUCAAAAAGCAUAUAGAUUCUGUCCAUUUGAAUGAAAAAGAUCAUAAAUGCCACUUCUGUGAAUAUGCAGCCAACACUAAAUAUAUACUCAAAAAGCAUAUAGAUUCUGUCCAUUUGAAUAAAAAAGAUCAUAAAUGCCACUUAUGUGUAUAUGCAGCCAAGACUAAAUAUAGACUCAAAGAGCAUAUAGAUUCUGUUCAUUUGAAUGAAAAAGAACAUAAAUGUUACUUAUGUGAAUAUGCAGCCAACAAAAAAUAUCAUCUCAAAAAGCAUAUAGAUUCUGUCCAUUUGAAUAAAAAAGAUCAUAAAUGCCACUAAUGUGUAUAUGCAGCCAACGAUAAAUAUCAUCCCAAAAAGCAUAUAGAUUCUUUCCAUUUGAAUAAAAAAGAACAUAAAGGUCACUUAUGUGAAUAUGCAGCCAACCAUAAAUCACAACUCAAAAAGUAUAUAGAUUCUGUCCAUUUGAAUAACAAAGAUCAUAAAUGCCAUUUAUGUGUAUAUGCAGCCAACGAUAAAUAUCAUCUCAAAAAGCAUAUAGAUUCUGUCCAUUUGAAUAAAAAAGAACAUAAAUGUCACUUAUGUGAAUAUUCAGCAAACAAUAAAAUUCAACUCCAGAAGCAUAUAGAUUCUGUCCAUUUGAAUAAAAAAGAUCAUAAAUGCCACUUAUGUGAAUAUGCAGCCAACUAUAAAUCUCAACUCAAAAAGCAUGUAGAUUCUGUCUAUUUAAAUAAAAAAAGAAGAUAAAUGUCACUUAUGUGAUUAUGCAGACAAUCAGAAAGUUUACCUCAAAAAGCCUAUGGACUGUGUCAUUUGAACAAAAAGAAUUCAAAUGUCAUUUAUGCGAGUUUGUUACAGCUGGUAAAGGAAGGCAUGUAGAUUAUAUUCAUUUGAAUAAAAAAGAACAUAAAUGUCAGAUAUUUUUGAAAUGUAAUAUUUUUUUAUGAAGAAAUUAAUAUGUUAAUGUUGAACAUAUCCUGAGUAUAUGUGACAUAAUAAACUAUGAUAUUAU